This is a messenger RNA of Dioscorea cayenensis subsp. rotundata (Guinea yam), 1503 nucleotides long. Its product is annotated as receptor-like protein 49. The coding region runs from base 1 to 1503 and encodes 500 amino acids. The record is from RefSeq and is a predicted model, not a curated record. Gene Ontology annotation, cellular component: plasma membrane. The transcript has 3 exons. Gene Ontology annotation, molecular function: protein binding. NCBI's taxonomy places the organism in Eukaryota, Viridiplantae, Streptophyta, Magnoliopsida, Dioscoreales, Dioscoreaceae.
AUGGAGCUGAUGCUCGCUUUGCCACUCCCUUUCGGGAAACUUCGCUCCGUGUCGCUCAUGAGCGAGUGCUUCAUCGUGGUUGUACAUUGUCGAUGUUUGGUAACCCCGACACCAAGCUGGUUGCUACGUAAGUUGCUUCAGCUUCUUCAUAUUUAUAUGACCAUACCUUCUGUGCCAGAGAUCAGAGACCUCUCCGACUGCGUGCCGAAUCAGGCAAAAUCCGACAUCAUCCGCCUCCAAAGGAAAAAGGUUGUGGGAUGUCAUGCAUACACAGCACCAGCAUCGGAGCUCUGCCGCGCCUCUUCCCUCUUCCUCCUGUCUGUCAUCGACGACCGCGACCUCUUCCUCCCAGCUAGAGCAUAUCCCUCUUCCAAUGUGAAGAGCUUUCUCCUUCACGAUGUUACAUGGCCAAUACCCUCGUCAAUCUGGAAUCUAAGUAAAUUGAUUAGUUUAGACCUCUCUGAAAAUCACCUCUCCGGGGACUUAACACCAAUCCUUGCUAGGUCAAAUAUUUCAAUACUUAAUCUUUCUUAUAAUAAUUUCAUUGGACGGAUCCCCAGUACUCUCAGUUAUGCAAGUCAACUUGUGUCACUUGAUUUAGCAGGCAACUCACUCAUUGGAUCUAUCCCGAUGUCUUUGUUCACACUUCCAAUAUUGAAAAGGUUGAAUCUAGCUGAGAACGAGCUCUCUGGUCAACUGCAGGAAUUCACAAAUGCAUCUUCAACAUUGCAAUAUGUUGAACUGUGGGGCAAUAAUCUCCAAGGGAAGCUCCCAAAAUCACUUGCCAAUCUCUCUGCUCUAGUGUCACUUUUUUUAGGAUUAAACAACUUUGAUGACUCUGUGGAAUUAGAGUUGUUUGGCCACCUUCAAAAUCUCUUAGGCUUGGAUCUUUCAGGCAUUAACUUGUUGAUCUCUAACCGAAUUGCAGAUUCUUUUCUUCUAUUUCCAUCUCUCGGUAUCUUGAGAUUGCAAUCUUGCAAUAUAACUGCUAUCCCAUCUUUCUUGAAGUAUAAAAGGAAUAUGUACCACCUAGACCUUUCAAACAACAGAAUUAAUGGUACUAUACCAACCUGGCUAUGGAGCAUUGAAAGUUUCUUCGAGAUUGUGGAUUUAUCUUUCAACUCAUUCACAGAUAUUGAGAGGCCUUUCUUGAAGCAUUCAAAUAAUGCUGGUUUUCUAGACCUUUCAAGCAACAGAAUUGGAGGUACCAUACCAAGUUGGAUAUGGAGCUCCAGUCUUUCCUAUCUGAAUUUGUCAUGCAACUUGUUCACAAGUGUUGAGGGGUCUUUCUCCAAUUCUACCACUGACAGUGUUAUUAUUGAUCUCCACUCUAACUUGCUUCAAGGACCAAUUCCUCUUCCUCCACCAAAUAGUACUAUCUUUGUGGACUACUCAAACAACCUCUUCACUUCUUCCAUCCCGUUUAACAUGUCAUACUACUUGAAAAAAACUAUAUUCUUCUCAUUGUCAAAUAAUAGUCUCACAGGAGAAGUCCCCUCAUAA